UUAAGCACCCACUGAGCUUCAGCUCGCCGCCAUAGCCAACCAGUUUCAGAGAGCGCAACCUCCUAGCAGACUCCCAGAAGAAAUGGGGCUUCAUCAUGGAGCACCAGUUGCUCUGUCCCUGCUCGUGCUCCUGUGCGUCCAUGGAGGCCGAGAAGCGGAGGCGGCGGGCGGCGGGUUCGUGAGGGCGCAGGGCACCCGCUUCGUCAUCAACGGCAGCCCCUACUACGCCAACGGAUUCAACGCCUACUGGCUCAUGACCAUGGCCGCCGACCCCGCGCAGAGGGGCAAGGUCACCUCCGCGCUCAGCCAGGCCGCCGCCCGCGGCCUCUCCGUCGCCAGAACCUGGGCCUUCAGCGACGGCGGCAGCAAUGCGCUGCAGUACGCCCCCGGCAGCUACAACGAGAACACCUUCAAGGGGUUGGAUUUUGUGAUGUCUGAGGCUAGGAAGAAUGGGAUUAAGGUGAUACUGAGCCUUGUGAACAACUAUGACACUUUUGGAGGGAAGAAGCAGUACGUAGAGUGGGCAAGAGGGCGGGGGCAGGCCAUCGGAUCUGAAGAUGGCUUCUUCACCAACUCCGUCGUCAAGGGCUUCUACAAGAACCAUGUCAAGACCGUGCUGACGAGGGUGAACACCGUGACCGGGGUGGCGUACAAGAACGACCCGACGAUCCUGGCGUGGGAGCUGAUGAACGAGCCCCGGUGCCAGUCCGACCUCUCCGGGCGGACCAUCCAGUCGUGGAUCACGGAGAUGGCGGCGCACGUCAAGUCCAUCGACGGCAACCACAUGCUGGAGGCCGGCCUGGAGGGCUUCUACGGCCCAUCCUCGUCCCGGGCCGCCUCCGUGAACCCGGCCGGCCACCAGGUGGGCACCGACUUCAUCGCCAACAACCAGGUCCCCGGCAUCGACUUCGCCACCGUGCACUCGUACCCGGACCAGUGGCUGUCCAGCUCCGACGACCAGGCGCAGCGGAGCUUCCUGGGCAGGUGGCUGGACGCGCACAUCGCGGACGCGCAGGGGACGCUGCGCAAGCCGCUGCUGAUCGCCGAGUUCGGCAAGUCGCAGAGGGACCCCGGGUUCAGCAGCGCCCAGCGGGACGCGCAGUUCGGCAUGGUCUACGCCAAGAUCUACGACUCGGCGCGGAGGGGCGGCCCCACGGUGGGCGGGCUCUUCUGGCAGCUCAUGGCCGGCGGCAUGGACUCCUACGGGGACGGCUACCAGGUCAUCUUCGCGGAGGCGCCGGCGUCCACCACCGGCGUCAUCACGUCCGAGAGCCGCAAGCUCAAGAUGCUCGGCAAGGCGUUCGCGCGGGCCGAGCGCGCCAAGCGGGACGGGAGCGGGAAGAUCGCCGGUGGCAAUUAGAGAAGACCACAGACCACGACAACAACAGAUGAUCUCUACUUUAUAUAAUGCGUGCUUUCUUUGAGUGUGUGAGUGAGUCAAGUUCUCCUCGAGAUGAUUCAAGAUUAUUAUUCAUCCGGGAGAGAAGGAGUAAUAUUUGUCAUCCUUCUUGCUACCUUCCUUGGGAAGAGGACAUGUUUUCUUCAGUGUUCUUGUGGAUUACGAGAUAGCCAAAUGUGGUGGACUGAUCAUGGUGUAAGGCUGGCAAACAGCCGGUGAUUAGAACCUUGGUCAUACUGGCUUUUA
Triticum dicoccoides is the source of this 1645-nucleotide messenger RNA. Its product is annotated as mannan endo-1,4-beta-mannosidase 1-like. NCBI's taxonomy places the organism in Eukaryota, Viridiplantae, Streptophyta, Magnoliopsida, Poales, Poaceae. Gene Ontology annotation, biological process: polysaccharide catabolic process. Gene Ontology annotation, molecular function: mannan endo-1,4-beta-mannosidase activity. Bases 83 to 1360 code for a protein of 425 amino acids. The record is from RefSeq and is a predicted model, not a curated record. The transcript is spliced from 3 exons.